Messenger RNA from Oncorhynchus mykiss (rainbow trout), 3526 nucleotides. RefSeq names its product BICD family-like cargo adapter 1. Gene Ontology annotation, biological process: vesicle transport along microtubule; Golgi to secretory granule transport. The record is from RefSeq and is a predicted model, not a curated record. Lineage: Eukaryota; Metazoa; Chordata; Actinopteri; Salmoniformes; Salmonidae.
CAGCCUACUUUCACUCGCAUCAUAUUGGAGACCGCCUUGUCAAACCACAGGUUCAUUCGCGCACAGGCUGCGCACUGGGGCAUAGGUAACUGCUAAAUAGUUAUUGGAAUGGACCUGAAUGAAUGAGUUGACAAAUAUGCCACCAUUUUAGUUUUUUAGAUUUUAAAUGUAAUAUAUUAUUAUGUGGCCAUUUCCAUUAAAUCAGGAGCUAUGGAUCGACUUGGUGAAUGGAGUUUCAAACCGAAGAAGAUGAAAGUGGAAUUGGAGGAUGGUUUUUAUUUUGAUUAUGAUGCGGAAGAAAUAUCUGGUUAUCAAGACCCCAAUCAACUUUUAGCUGCUUUGAAACAAAAGGAGGAAGAAGUCCUUUUGGCGGCCCAGCUGGGAAAUGCAUUGCUUUUGGAAAAUCGUCAGUUGAAAGAACAGAGCGACAAACUUAAUGAACAGUAUGCACACAAACUUGAGGAGUUGGAGCAGAGCAGGCAUGACCUGCGGUUGAAGCUGGAGGGGUGCCAGUCUGGGUGGGUGAGCCAGGUUGGGGACCUGGAGAGAGACAUGAGGGAUCUGAGUGGCCAGGUGGCCAGGCUGACCCAGGCCCUGACCGAUGCAGAGAGGGACAAGACCAGGGCCCAGGAGGAAGACGCAGAACACACCCAGCGCCUCAGAGAACAGCUCAGCACCGCGAUGGAGGUGGAGAGGGCAAUGACCAGUCAACUGCAGACCCUGAAACUGGAGCUCCGUCAGAGAGGCCACCAUAACAGACCACAGGAUGAGGAGCUGCUCAGUGCCAUGAGUGAGCAGGUGGUGCGUCUGUCCCAGAGGGGUCAGGCUCUAGAGGAGCAGCUGGAAAGUGUGUGUCAGGAGAACGCAGACCUACGGGACAGACUGGCCUCCCUACACACACGCUCCGCUCUACAGGACCAACACAACCAGCAGCAGAGCCAACAGCUGACGGAGGCAUGGCAGGAGGCUGCGGCUGCGAGGGGGCGUUCCCAGCAGCUUCAUGUCCAGGUGGAGGAGCUGCAGGAGGAGGUCUCUCUGCAGUACAGGAGUAGCCAUGGAAACACAUCCCUACUGUCUGAGCUGGAGACCAGUCUGGACACCAUGGGCUUGGGCCAAGACAGAGAACAGAUGACCCAGGAAGUUCUGUCCAUCCUGGAGCUCCUGCGACCCCUGACCCGGGUAGUGAAUACUCCAGAGAGGUCAGAGUUUAUAGGUCAGGAGGAAGGAGAUCUGCAGGCCAUGCUCCUACAGUUAAAGGGUUUAGCUCAGAAACUGGCCAACCACACCCACAUCCCUCAGCUCCAGGAAGAGAAUGCUGAGCUGAGGCUGAGGCUCGGAAACAGACAGGAUGAAGAAGAGGUGGCCCAACAGGCCAUCAGAGAUAGAGAUGAAGCCAUAGCUAAGAAGAACCUGAUGGAGGCGGAGCUGGUGAGGAGUAAGAAUGACAUGAUGUGUCUGAACAACCAGCUGCUGGAGGCUAUACAACGCAAGUUGGAGCUGUCUCAGGAGCUAGAGGCCUGGCAGGACGAUAUCCAAAUCAUCAUCAACCAGCAGCUGAGGACCCAGCAGCAAUUGGAGCAGGUCGAGAAGAAGCCUGCCUCUAACCCCAUGUCCUUCUGGAGGAGACCCAGCACAGCUUCCUCCACCAGGCCCCGCCGGCCCUCCUCCUCCCCCGCUUCCUGGACCUCAGAAGCUGGGCAAGAGAAGCCCCAGUCCCCCUGGAGAAACUGGCUUCGACGGGGCAAGGCAACAGAGCCAGGCAAAUAGUAAGCUGGAAUGUCUGUUGCUUCACCUUGGAGGACUGGCACAUUGCACAGAAAUGUCUUGACCAGCUGGCCAUUGAAGAAGGUGAGUUGAGUCAUCAAGACAAGCUGGUGGAACACUACUGAGUGGAACUAUCAGUCUUGGUAGAUAGAGUACCAAGCAAAACAGGACAGGCUGAACACUCAGUAAUGUUAUAUAGUAGACUUCAGUAGAGUAUUAGAAUUCAAGACCAUGGUGUGUUGGAAACGAGGGCCAGAUAGGAGCCCUAAUGGACAAAGAGUUAUCAGUAAGUAGACAGUUUCCCCACUGUCACGGAGAAUAACCUAAGAACAUUCAAAGCAUGUUAGAGCAGGUUAAAAAGCCUCUAGCAGGGUAAAUACUAGAAUGGCCAGGGAGUCACACACUAGGAUAGUAACUGCUAGCAUGGCCAGGGAGUCACACACUAGGAUAGUAACUGCUAGCAUGGCCAGGGAGUCACACACUAGGAUAGUAACUGCUAGCAUGGCCAGGGAGUCACACACUAGGAUAGUAACUGCUAGCAUGGCCAGGGAGUCACACACUAGGAUAGUAACUGCUAGCAUGGCCAGGGAGUCACACACUAGGAUAGUAACUGCUAGCAUGGCCAGGGAGUCACACACUAGGAUAGUAACUGCUAGCAUGGCCAGGGAGUCACACACUAGGAUGGUGAGUUACGACAACAAAAGAGGCUUAGAAGUUGUGCCCGUCUUCUGCCUUAUAAUGAAGUCAUUGAUGCCCGAGAUUGUAAAUGUAUGUGUGAAUGUCAAUGUUUGAAAGAAUACUGACAGUAUUUGCUCAGACUAAUUAUUUCAUCCAUCCAAGUUGAUAGAGUGACUGGACUCCAAUCAUAACACAUAAUGAAUGUUGUAAAUAUUUAGGUUUUUAGAAACACAGAGGAUCCAGAUCUAAGUGGUGUUCCACUCACUACAGCCUUUUCAAAAGAUGUAAUAAGAUUAAAUGUUGCCUGCUGUCAAUGCAAAAUGUGUUCCAUUAUGUAUUCAUAGAAAACAGGCCUUAGUAGAACAUAACCAAAUACAAAAUUGGUGCUCAUAAAUAAACCAAUCAUCUACAGAAUGUCAUGAAAUGUUGUGGGAACUAGAUACAUUAUGAAAUAUGUCCAAAAUGCAUUUCUUGCAUUGCAUUCUUACCUUAUGUGCCUUAGUUUUUGCCACACUACUGAAGGGGACAUUUUGGGGGAAGGGUGCAAUAUAGAUCAAUAUAGAUCAACGAUGUAGAUCAACUCUAACUAGGAUGGUCAGGUCAUAUAAGGUAUUUUGAUCAAAGUACCAGAAUAAUCUAAUGGACCGAAUGCAUGUAAUAUGCUGUCAAUACAUGAUGUAAGUUGGUCCUGUUGUUCAUCAACAUUUGCUAAUUGUUUAUUUUCAUUUAUGUUUUUCUUGACAGAAUCAGAAUGUCCUCAGAUUAUUUGAUUUAGUAAAAAACACAGGACAAUGUUGAUUGAAUGACUGAAACGUCUAGUACUUGCACCUGUUAUUACUGAAGAAAUAUAGCAAAAAUCUAGAUUCAUAUUACUUAUUGUUGUAAUAUAUGAAUGUUAUCAAAGUCCAUGCAUGUUGUGUAUCAUGAUGUAUGUAGUUUAUGUAUUCUGUAUGUAGAUGGUGUUUAUGUAAAUAGUAAGUGACUUGCCUAGUUAAAUAAACAAAAAAUCUGUACUUUAAUUGUUUUUUAUUAGUGAACACAGAAUGUCCUUUACACUGAAAAUAAAGUAAUGUUUCAUACAGUA